Molecule: messenger RNA, 1917 nt
Organism: Cajanus cajan (pigeon pea)
Lineage: Eukaryota; Viridiplantae; Streptophyta; Magnoliopsida; Fabales; Fabaceae
Product: nucleolar protein 56
Cellular component (GO): small-subunit processome; box C/D methylation guide snoRNP complex
Molecular function (GO): snoRNA binding
Source: RefSeq, a predicted model, not a curated record
CUUAAACCCUAAACCUCGGUAGCCGGUAGGCCGCAGCAGCUUCCUUCAAAUACCUUUUUCUUCGGAUGUAUUUCAGUUUUAGGGUUUGAGUUUAGGUCUUCUUCCAUGGCCUUGUUCUUGCUCUACGAAUCCGCUUCCGGCUACGCCCUGUUGGAAGCUCAUGGCCUCGACGAAAUCGGCCAGAACACUGAAGCCGUUCGGAACUCCGUUUUGGACCUCAACAGGUUCGGCAAAGUCGUCAAGCUUCGUUCGUUCAAUCCUUUCACUUCCGCUCUCGAUGCUCUCAAGCAGUGCAAUGCCGUCUCCGAAGGCAUAUUAACUGAUGAGCUGAGGACUGUUUUGGAGACUAACUUGCCUAAAGUGAAGGAAGGCAAGAAGUCCAAGUUCAGUUUAGGUGUGUCUGAUCCUAAGAUUGGUUCACAGAUAUCUGAGGUGACUAAGAUUCCAUGCCAAAGUAAUGAGUUUGUGAGCGAACUUCUUCGUGGGGUGCGAUUCCAUUUUGACAAGUUUGUCAGUGAUCUCAAGUCUGGAGAUUUGGAAAAGGCACAACUUGGUCUGGGGCAUAGUUACAGCAGAGCUAAGGUGAAAUUUAAUGUUAAUCGGGUUGACAACAUGGUUAUUCAAGCUAUCUUCCUUCUGGAUACACUUGAUAAGGAUGUCAAUUCGUUCUCAAUGAGAGUCAGAGAGUGGUAUUCAUGGCAUUUUCCUGAGCUGGUGAAAAUUGUAAAUGAUAAUUAUCUGUAUGCCAAAGUUGCAAAAUUUAUUGAGGACAAGGCAAAGUUGACUGAAGACAAGAUUCCAGACUUAACUGACAUUGUUGGAGAUGAAGAUAAAGCAAAGGAGAUUGUGGAAGCUGCCAAGGCCUCCAUGGGGCAGGAUUUGUCGCCAGUGGAUUUGAUCAAUGUCCAGCAAUUUGCCCAGAGGGUAAUGGACCUAUCUGAGUACAGGAAGAACCUAUAUGAUUACCUGGUUGCUAAAAUGAGUGAUAUUGCACCAAAUUUAGCCUCUUUAAUUGGUGAAGUUGUUGGUGCUCGUCUGAUUUCCCAUGCUGGUAGCCUUACAAACUUAGCUAAGUGCCCCUCUUCAACUCUUCAAAUUCUUGGUGCAGAGAAAGCUUUGUUCAGGGCACUAAAAACACGAGGAAACACCCCCAAAUAUGGUCUGAUAUUCCACUCUUCAUUUAUUGGUCGGGCAUCUGCUAAAAAUAAAGGCCGUAUGGCUCGUUAUCUUGCAAAUAAAUGUUCAAUUGCAUCACGGAUUGACUGCUUUUCUGAAAGGGGUACUACUGUUUUUGGGGAGAAACUCCGUGAACAAGUUGAGGAAAGACUUGACUUUUAUGACAAGGGAGUUGCCCCUCGCAAGAACAUAGAUGUCAUGCAGUCUGCUAUUGAAAGUGUUGAAGACAAAGAUACAGAUAUUGAAGCUUCAGGCAAGAAGGCCAAAAAGAAGAAACAAAAAGCUGCUGCUGCUGCUGAGGGUGAUGACAUGGCUGUAGAUAAAGUUCCAAAUGGUGAUGCGGAGGAUCUUAAAUCAGAGAAGAAAAAGAAAAAGAAAGAAAAGAGGAAAUUGGAACAGGAGUUGGAGAUUCAGGAUCUGGCUGAAGAUGAUGGGGAUGCCAAUGAGCAAAAUGGAACAGCUAAGAAGAAGAAGAAUAAAAAGGAUAAUAACGGAGAAGUAUUGGAGGCUGCUGACGAGUCUAAGAAGAAAAAGAAAUCAAAAAAGAAGAAUAAUGAGUAAAUUAUGAUGUAUUUCUUUUAGCUUUUAGUGUCGAAAUCGAAUUUGUCAUGUUAUAGUUUCGGACAAUGUUAAAUUUUAUUUGCUUGAACUUAACCAAUUGUUGCAUGUCUAGAUUUAUGUUGACUUGUCAUUUGACGUACAAAUUUUGUCCUAGUAAGUUUCCCCAUAAUUUCUGUAUUA